Molecule: messenger RNA, 636 nt
Organism: Patiria miniata (bat star)
Lineage: Eukaryota; Metazoa; Echinodermata; Asteroidea; Valvatida; Asterinidae
Product: lactadherin-like
Exons: 3
Coding region: 1-636 (211 amino acids)
Source: RefSeq, a predicted model, not a curated record
AUGGUUCAGAGCGGAGCUGGCUCUAAUCUCCCUACCGUGAAAUCUUCGGAUUUCACGGCUGCUUCACAGUUCAACAGCACCGUCAAAUAUCUAGUGAUUCGGUCAAGCCAACGAGCCUCCUACCUGAGGUGUGCCGCGGCCUGCCUCAAGGAAGAAGACUGCAAAUACUUCGGUUAUACCAAAGAUACCAGACGGUGUGAAUUGAUCGAUGACUCGAUCGUUUCAGUCAACGAAGAGAAGUUGAAAUACUUCAAAAGAAAUGGUGACUCUCCUUGCUCCGUGGGGGGACCUCUCGGGAUGGAAGAUGGUCGCAUCCCGGAUGAAAGCAUCACAGCUUCGUCUUUUUGGCGAAGGCAUUCUACUUACUCGACCAGGGCCAGACUUCAUACCUUAGGAACUGCUGCAGCCUGGUGUAAUGUUGAAACUGAAGACAGUUCAUGGAUACAGGUUGACUUCAAAGGUAUAGUCACUAUCACUGGUUUGAUCACCCAGGGGCGCGGAGAUUACCACAACUCAUGGGUGACAGAGUACCAAGUGACGUACAGUGAUGACGCUCAGUCCUGGGAUCACGUGACCGAUGCAUUUGGCACACCAGUAAAGGUAGGAUCUCAUCUCAGCCACGACAAACCAGCUUAA